Messenger RNA from Trifolium pratense (red clover), 5465 nucleotides. Its product is annotated as putative ABC transporter C family member 15. Gene Ontology annotation, biological process: transmembrane transport. Lineage: Eukaryota; Viridiplantae; Streptophyta; Magnoliopsida; Fabales; Fabaceae. Gene Ontology annotation, cellular component: plant-type vacuole; vacuolar membrane. The record is from RefSeq and is a predicted model, not a curated record. Gene Ontology annotation, molecular function: ATP binding; ATP hydrolysis activity; ABC-type transporter activity. The coding region runs from base 536 to 5080 and encodes 1514 amino acids. The transcript is spliced from 12 exons.
AUUACUCAAAAUUUGAGAUUCUCCAUUCCAAAGGGUAGAUAUAAUUUUUAACCCUUUUCACAUUUUCUUUGAGUUUUCACCUUUGUACCUUGAUAGAGACAAGUAAUCACCUUCAACUAGCUUUGCAUUUGUCUUCAAAAAAGAAAAAAUGUUUGGCAUUUAUUUAAUACCAAUUCUAUGUAUAUUUGUGCUGUCCUACCAAAAGCUCUGAACACACCACAUAAAAUCAAUUUUAUAACAUGACAAAAAUCAAUUAUGUAGUAGGACUCUCACGUGACAUUUUUUGGUUACAGUCCGUGUUAUAAUUGACCACAAAAUUAUAAAUAUUAUUUGUCCUAUGGUAUUUACCUUUAUAUAAAUGUAGUGUUUUUCUUUUGUUUUGGUGCAAACUCUUCAAAAUUUCCUUUGCUUCACUCUCUAAAUGUCCCUUCUCUUUUAUUCUUCCAAUACUAGAUUGCCAAGUUCUAAUUCCAUAAUUUAUUUACUAGAGUGAACCAAAAGCAGAAUUUGUGGUUCAAGCUGAGAAGAAGCAAGCAUGGCUUUGGAGAACUUCUACAACAUAUUAUUAUCUGGUGUAACAAAGCUAGCAAAUCAUUCUUGGACUACAUGGCAGCCAUUAGUCUCACCAUGCUUCUUGGAACAUAUAACUUUACCUCUAGAAUUUGGCUUCCUUGUGAUUUUCUUAGUCCAACUCCUAAGAAAUUGCAUGAACAACAUCACCAAGCAAAACAAGGCUUCAAAUAUACAUCCAAAUGGCAUGAAAUAUGGUUUUGCUUACAAAAUAAGCUUAGUUUCGACCGCUUUAUUGUUUUCUGUUCAUGCCUUAUUUCUAAUAUUGAUGCUCAAUCAUGAGCCUCAAUGUACAUCAAAACUUAAAGCUUUUACAUCAGAGAUAAUUCAAGUGUUAUCAUGUGGAAUUAUUCUAAUAGCAAUAUGCAAAAUGUCAAAAAAACCAAAUGCUCAUUUCCCUUGGAUUCUAAGAGCUUGGUGGUUUUUUAGUUUCCUUUUGAGCAUUUUCAGCACUACCCUUCAUGUCCAGUUCAGUGUAGAAAACAAGGGUAUUAUUGGUAUAAGAGAAUAUGCAGAUUUUCUUGGUUUGGUUUCUUCAACAUGUCUUUUAGUUAUUUCAACAAGAGGUAAAACAGGUAUAGUUAUCAUUGCAAAAAAUGAUAGUAUAUCUGAACCACUUUUGGAAGAGAAAAAUGAGAAACAUUCUUCUGAGUUUCUAAGAGAAUCGUCGCCGUAUGGAAAAGCUACACUUCUUCAAUUGAUAACUUUUUCAUGGCUGAAUCCAUUGUUUGCAGUAGGGUAUAAGAAACCUAUUCAAUUGGAUGAUAUUCCUGAUGUUGACAUCAAGGACUCAGCUGAAUAUCUAAAUUUCUCUUUUGAUGACAGUAUUAGACAAGUUAAGGAGAAUGAUGGAACUACAAAUCCAUCUAUCUACAAAGCAAUUUAUUUAUUUGCUAGGAAGAAAGCGGCAAUCAACGCACUUUUCGCGAUAAUAAAUGCUUCAGCGUCUUAUGUUGGUCCGUAUUUGAUCACUGACUUUGUGAAUUUCCUGACCGAGAAGGAAAGCCGAGGAGUAAAGAGUGGAUACCUUUUGUCAUUAGGCUUCUUAUGUGCUAAAAUGGUUGAGACCAUAGCUCAAAGGCAAUGGAUAUUCGGUGCUCGACAAUUAGGUCUCCGCCUUAGAGCAGCAUUGAUAUCUCAUAUAUAUAAGAAGGGCUUACAUUUGUCUAGCCGAUCGCGUCAAAGUCAUUCCGGUGGUGAGAUAAUGAACUACAUGAGUGUAGAUGUGCAGAGAAUUACGGAUUUCGUUUGGUAUGUAAAUACAAUAUGGAUGCUGCCGAUACAAAUUUCGUUAGCUGUUUUCAUUUUGCAUACAAAUCUUGGAUUAGGUUCAUUGGCUGCAUUAGCUGCGACGCUAGCAGUUAUGACUUUGAACAUACCCUUAACAAAAAUACAGAAAAGAUACCAAACCAAGAUAAUGGAUGCAAAAGACAACAGAAUGAAAGCAACAUCAGAAAUUCUAAAAAACAUGAGGACUUUGAAACUUCAAUCAUGGGAUAGUGAAUUUUUCAAAAGGAUAGAAUCAUUGAGAAAUGUUGAAUAUGGUUGGUUAUUAAAGUCAUUAAGACAAGCAGCGUUUUCCGCUUUUAUCUUCUGGGGGUCACCUACAUUCAUUUCAGUGAUAACCUUUUGGGCAUGCAUGUUCUUAGGGAUUGAACUGACAGCUGGAAGAGUCUUAUCAGCAUUCGCGACAUUUCGAAUGUUACAAGAUCCUAUCUUUAGUCUACCUGAUUUACUCAAUGUCAUGGCUCAAGGAAAAGUUUCGGUUGAUAGGAUCGCUUCUUUCCUUAAGAAAGAAGAAAUCCAACAUGACGUGAUCGAAUAUGUUUCAAAGGAUAAAACAGAAUUUGAUGUAGUUGUUGAAAGAGGAAGAUUCAGUUGGGAUCCUGAGACAACAAUUCCAACACUUGAUGAAAUUGAGUUGAAAGUUAAGAGAGGAAUGAAGGUUGCAAUUUGUGGUUCUGUCGGUUCCGGAAAAACUAGUAUACUAUCAGGAAUUUUAGGAGAGAUAUAUAAACAAUCAGGGAAUGUUAAGAUUAGUGGAACAAAGGCUUAUGUUCCACAAUCUGCAUGGAUACUUACUGGAAAUAUAAGGGACAAUAUAACUUUUGGAAAAGAGUUUGAUGAAGAUAAGUAUGAAAAAACUGUUGAAGCAUGUGCAUUGAAAAAGGACUUUGAGUUAUUCUCAGGUGGUGAUUUGACUGAGAUCGGCGAAAGAGGGAUUAAUAUGAGUGGUGGACAGAAACAAAGGAUACAAAUAGCUAGAGCAGUUUAUCAGGAUGCUGAUAUAUACCUUUUUGAUGAUCCUUUCAGCGCUGUCGAUGCUCAUACCGGCACUCACCUAUUUAAGGAAUGUCUUAUGGGGAUUCUCAAAGAGAAAACUAUACUUUUUGUUACACACCAAGUUGAGUUUCUUCCAGCAGCAGACCUCAUUCUGGUGAUGCAAAAUGGAAAGAUAGCACAAGCCGGAACAUUUGAAGAACUUCUAAAGCAAAAUAUAGGGUUUGAAUUAUUAGUUGGUGCUCAUAGCAAAGCACUAGAGUCAGUUCUUAUGGUUGGAAACUCAAGUAAAACAAAUUUAAAUCCAAUACCUGAAGGAGAAUGCAUCACCUACUCACACUCAAGUUCUGAACUUUUGCACACACAGCUUGACAAAGUGCAAGAUAAUUCUACAGAUAACAAAGGAAAUAAUGAUGGAAAAUUAGUUCAAGAAGAAGAAAGAGAAACAGGAAGCAUAUCUAAAGAAGUUUAUUGGUCUUAUUUGACAACUGUUAAAGGAGGACUUCUUGUACCAAUCAUAAUAUUGGCACAGUCUUCAUUCCAAAUUCUUCAGAUUGCAAGUAACUAUUGGAUGGCUUGGGUUUGUCCUACAAAAGCUGAUGCUAAGCCAAUAUAUGAUAUGAAUUUCAUAUUACUUAUUUAUAUGGCACUUUCUGUUGCUGGUUCUUUUUGUGUUCUUCUGAGAGCCAUGUUGGUGUUAAAUUGUGGACUUUGGACAGCACAAACCUUUUUCACAAGAAUGUUGCAUAAUGUACAAAGAGCCCCAAUGUCAUUUUUUGAUUCAACCCCAACCGGAAGAAUCUUGAAUAGGGCCUCCACAGAUCAAAGUGUGCUAGACAUGGAAAUGGCAAACAAAAUAGGAUGGUGUGCUUUCUCAGUAAUACAGAUUCUCGGAACUAUUGCAGUGAUGUGUCAGGCGGCGUGGCAAGUAUUUAUCAUCUUCAUUCCAGUAACUGGAAUUUGCAUAUGGUAUCAAAGAUAUUAUAAUCCAACAGCAAGAGAACUGGCUCGGUUAGCACAGAUACAAAUUACUCCAAUUCUCCACCAUUUUUCAGAAUCUUUAGCAGGAGCUGCAUCAAUACGAGCUUUUGACCAAGAACGCCGUUUCAUGAGCACAAAUCUUGUCCUUUUGGAUGGCUUCUCAAGACCAUGGUUUCAUAAUGUGUCUGCAAUGGAAUGGCUUUCUUUCAGAUUGAACUUGCUUUCAAAUUUUGUUUUCGCCUUUUCACUUGUCUUGCUAGUGAGCCUCCCUGAAGGUUUCAUCAAUCCAAGCAUUGCAGGGUUGGCAGUAACAUAUGGAAUCAAUCUAAAUGUUUUGCAAGCUUCAGUUAUAUGGAACAUUUGUAAUGCAGAAAACAAGAUGAUAUCAGUUGAAAGAAUCCUUCAAUAUACAAAUAUAGCAAGUGAAUCACCUCUUGUGAUUGAAGACUGUCGGCCGCCAAGAAACUGGCCCGAAACUGGAACAAUAUGUUUCCAAAAUUUGCAGAUACGCUAUGCUGAAAAUCUCCCAUCUGUGUUGAAAAACAUCACUUGCACGUUUCCUGGAAGGAAGAAAAUCGGUGUUGUAGGACGAACUGGAAGUGGAAAAUCAACUCUCAUACAGGCCAUUUUCAGGAUGGUUGAACCAAGAGAGGGAUGUAUUAUAAUUGACAAUGUGGACAUAUGUGAGAUAGGUCUACAUGACCUAAGGUCAAGGCUCAGCAUUAUCCCACAGGAUCCGGCCUUGUUUGAUGGCACAGUUAGAGGAAACCUGGAUCCUCUAGAGCAAUACUCUGACAGAGAAGUGUGGGAGGCUCUAGAUAAAUGUCAGCUAGGUCACCUAGUGAGGGCCAAGGAAGAUAAGUUGGACUCGCCAGUGGUUGAAAAUGGCGAUAACUGGAGUGCCGGACAAAGGCAAUUAUUUUGCCUCGGAAGAGCCUUGCUGAAGAAAAGCAGCAUAUUAGUACUAGAUGAAGCAACAGCCUCGGUGGAUUCUGCAACUGAUGGAGUGAUACAGGAUAUCAUCUGUGAAGAGUUCAACAACCGAACAGUUGUCACAAUAGCUCAUCGAAUCCACACAGUUAUUGAUAGCGACUUGGUUUUGGUUCUCAGUGAUGGGAGAAUUGCAGAAUAUGAUGAACCAUCAAAGUUACUUGAAAGAGAAGAUUCCUUCUUCUACAAACUUAUAAAGGAGUACUCUAGCAGAUCCCAUAGCUUUAACAACUUGGCAUCUCAACAUGUCCAUGGAUGAUAAUAAUAUUAAUUUAAUGGAGUCCUAAAUAACUACUUCUUUGAUGGGACAAAAAAGGCUCCAAACUGUUUAAGUCACAGCUUCAAUACAGAAAGGAGUACCUUCCUGGUCCCAUCCAUGUGAGACACUUAUGUGAGGAGACAUAGGUUCCAAUUUUGAGCAGGAAAGAGCAAAUUGGGAUGAGAUUGUAAAUAGGGAUGUCUAGUCUCUCAUCUAGUAAACUGUAAUAAGCAGUUCCCUGUAAUCUGUUAAGAAAGUGUAAUCUUAGAGUAUGUUCGUUCUCAGUUAGAGCUCUUCAACGACCAUUCAAAAAGUAAAACCGAAAUAUUAUUAAUUCUUGUUCGAUUUUUACUUGAAUCUUAUUGUAAACUAAGUUUUGCCUCAA